GCCUUCAAUGUUCCGGCUGCAAGUGCAGGAGACCGUGAAGGUGCAGGAGGGCCUGUGUGUGCAUGUGCCCUGCAAAUUCUCCCACCCCCGACGAGAAUACACUGACGAUGACCCAGCUUAUGGCUACUGGUUCCAGGAAGGGAGUGGUCACAGCCAGAAUGUUCUAGUGGCCACAAACAACCCCGAUCGAGAAGUGCAGGAGGAGACCCAGGGCCGAUUCCACCUCCUCGGGGACCCCCGGGACGACAACUGCUCCCUGGACAUCAGAGAUGCACAGAGAAGGGACUCGAGGACAUACUUCUUUAGGGUGGAGAGAGGGUCUUAUGUGAAAUAUAAUUACCUACAGAACCAGCUCUCCGUGCGUGUGACCGCUCUGACACAGAUACCUGACAUCCACAUCCAGGGGCCCCUAGAAUCUGGCCGCCCCAAGAACAUUACCUGUAGCAUGCUAUGGGCCUGUAAGAGGGGGACACCCCCCACCUUCUCCUGGAUCGGGGUCGCCCUCACCUCCAGGGGCUGCAAGACUCCCCACUCCUCCGUGCUCACCCUCACCCCGAGGCCCCAGGACCACGGCACCAACCUUACUUGUCGAGUGGCCUUCCCCGGAGCUGGUGUGAACACGGAGAGGACCAUCCAGCUCAACGUGUCCUGUGAGUGCCAGAGACACUAUUUUCCACACCUGUGUCUGUGGAAGGGCAGAGGGAGAGAAGGGGCUCUCAGCCCUGCCCUUCGGGCUUUUCUCUGUCCCCUAGUCCCAGAGGUCCUGGGCAAUGCCACUUCUCGUCGAGUUCAGGAGGGCCAGUCCCUGUGCCUGGUCGUUGACACAGGUGACAACUUCCCUACCAGGCUGAGCUGGUCCUGGGGAAGCCUGACCCUGAGCCCCUCCCAGCCCUCAAACCCCGGGGUCCUAGUGCUGCCCCCGACGGUCUUGGGUGAUGGAGGAGAACUCACCUGCCUAGCUCCACACUUGUGGAACUCCUACCAUGUUUCCCCGAACCUAGUUGUGCAGGGUAUCUCCUGUUCCUGCCCCCAAAUCUCUGGGGAGCAGUGGAGCCCCUGGCCUCUAAUCCUCACCCUACUGAGAGGGACCCUCAGGCGGGCUGGCUUCCUUUUCACCUAUGGCCUCACCAGGAUCUACUACACCAGGUUCAGAGGCUCCAAAGAGGAUAAGGCUGCAAAUUGUGACUGAGCCCUCUUCCUCAUGGUGGUGCCGCUGUCCGGUGGAUGAGGGUCUGUCAAACCACUGCAUCCUGAGACUCACCCCUGUACAACUCUGUGGAGCAAGGAGGUCCUGGAGGACUGGACCCUGCCUCCUCUCCAGAAAUAACGUCUCUCUACCUCUGGUCGUUAAGACUCUUCCAGCUGGUUCUGAAUCUGUGGUGGGGAGGGCGAGUGAGGACAUAGAUAGAUUUUUGUUAUUAUUAAUUUGAAUUAUGCAUACCCCAUGUAAUAUAUUGCUUCUGUGUGUUUAUCUUGGAUAAGCCCCAAAUUCAACCCCAUAAUAUAUUGUUAUAAAUCUCAUAUUAUUUUUAAAACAGAAUUUUAAAGAGAUUUUUUAAUUAGAAAAAUAAGCUAUUUCAUAUUUAUCCACAUAUUAACCAUUCCAUGGCUCUUCAUUCCUUUGUAUACAUUCAGGUUUCUCUG
Molecule: messenger RNA, 1644 nt
Organism: Mirounga angustirostris (Northern elephant seal)
Lineage: Eukaryota; Metazoa; Chordata; Mammalia; Carnivora; Phocidae
Product: sialic acid-binding Ig-like lectin 14
Exons: 5
Coding region: 8-1189 (393 amino acids)
Biological process (GO): cell adhesion
Cellular component (GO): plasma membrane
Molecular function (GO): sialic acid binding
Source: RefSeq, a predicted model, not a curated record